CUCAAAGCCCGAUUCACACCAUCACCAAUUAGUACCACUAUCUAGUGGUUAUAGUAUAGUCUAAGAGAUGGCGCUAGUAAUCGCGUGUAUCCUAACUGCGUUCGUCUGGUGUGAAAAUGCCGCGUCAGUCAAGGCGAAAGUUUUGGAUACAGUCAUGCGUCCGAAGGUGCUGCCACUAGAAGAGACAUACGGAUGGCGAUGGAGACAGGUGGCGGAGAAGACACUACAGGAGAAACUGCAGGAGACGACCAAUAAGAACAAAGCCAGAAACGGCAUCUUGUUCAUCGGAGAUGGGAUGUCGGUAGCCACCAUAAUGGCAGCGCGGACGUACGGCGGUCAACUGGAGAACGGUUAUAAUGGAGAAGAAAAUGUUCUUGAGUUCGAGAAGUUCCCCAUUAUUGGAUUAGCUAGGACGUACUGCAUAGACGCCCAAGUCCCUGACUCGGCCUGUACGGCCACGUCGUACCUCACCGGCGUGAAGACCAAGUACGGUGUAAUUGGUCUGGACGGAAACGUGACCAGAGCUUCGUGCCACUCACAACUGUAUGAGAACAACUGGGCCAAGUCUAUUGGACAGUGGGCUUUGGACCAAGGGCUGGAUGUCGGCCUUGUGACCACAACCAGAGUUACCCACGCAUCGCCAGCGGGCAUGUACGCUCACACGUCUGAGAGGAACUGGGAGUCGGACGCUGACAUCCCUGACGAGUGCCUGGCACUGGGCUGCCAGGACAUCGCGCAGCAGCUGGUCUCUGGGGACCCUGGCAGGAGAUUCAAGGUCAUACUAGGGGGAGGACGCAAAGAGUUCCUCCCUAACAACACCAACCCACUAGUCAACAGUACUGGCAGGAGACUGGAUGGCGUGGACCUGAUUGAGAAGUGGCAUCAGGACAAGGUUCAGAGGGAGGUCACCCAUCAGUAUGUCAGCGACAAACAUGAACUGUUCAAGGUAUUCAGUGCUGAAGACCAGCCGGAGUAUCUCCUCGGGCUGUUCCACGAAGACCAUAUGGCCUACCAUCUAAAGUCUUCAGCCAGUCAGCCCACCCUGGAAGAGAUGACUGAAGCUGCCAUCAGAAUGCUCAGCAAAAAUAGCAAGGGAUACUUCCUUUUUGUUGAAGGUGGAAGAAUUGACCAUGCCCAUCACGACAGCCUGGCUCACCUAGCGUUAGACGAAACAGUGGAAUAUUCCAAAGCCGUCAAGAAAGCCAGGUUAAUGACCAACGAGGAAGACACUCUGAUCGUAGUCAGCUCAGACCACGCUCAUACCAUGACGGUGGCUGGUUAUCCAUCCAGAGGGAAUGAUAUACUGGGACUAGUUGAUACAGCUCAAGGGGAUGAUCGUAUUCCGUACACGACUAUCAGUUAUGCCAAUGGUAAAGCAGCAUCUAUUGGAGCAGAUGGGAGAAGGGUUGACGUCAGCCUGCAUCAGCAAUUUAUGUCAAGAGACGUCGACUACUCCUACCCAAGCUUAGUGCCACUUGACUCUGAGACGCACGGAGGUGAGGACGUAGCUGUCUUCGCAUCGGGACCUUGGCAGCAUCUCUUCACCUCCAGCUACGAACAAAACGCGAUACCACACCUAAUUGCCUAUGCCAUGUGCUUAACAGACAAUAAACAUGAAAAUUGUCAUCGAAAAGGCGGAUUCUUUUCAGGAAAUGCUGGAAGUAGGCCAGAUUUAAUACCAAUUGUUUUAAUUUUGACUGUGAUAGUUAGUUUAUUCCAUUAGAACAGUAUUUAAGGUGCCAAGAGCAGUGGUACCGGAAUAUAAGUAUUAUUGUGAGAUAGGUUAGUUAGUGAUUUAAAAAAAUAACAAGUUAAUCCAGUCUGAUUUACAAAAUAAAUCCACGGUCAAAUUUCCGAUCGGAUCCACUAUAAAAUUAUAUUAUUCUGGUAUGAUUGUAUAUUGCAACCCUGAACGGGAGAAUUUAUGAAGAAAUUAUGAGGAUCCGAGCGGAACAACAAAAAAUUUCUGCGUUAGAAUUAAUAGAUGCAAUUAUAAUAAGAAUACAGUUGUUGUUAAAAUAAAUACGAUAGAAUUAACUAUAUUUCAACAACAAAAAGAUGAAACAGAUAAAUAGAGGGUGUUACAAAGUAAAUUUUAAUAAGUAGGUGCCAGUGUGCGUAGUGAGACUUUGCUAUUCACAUCAUUCAAUCGAGUCGAUUCGCGGUGAGACGCAGCUAACCAAUCACAGUGCGCCAUUGUGACGCAACGACAACCACACCGCAAUGUGGUUGGUCCACUGCGUCUCACUCCGAAAACUUUCGAUGGUCGAUAUCAAAAAGCAAAACCGCACUACGGCGUCAAUUAUUUAAUAAAUUAAUAAAAAGCGAGGCUUACUUCUUUGAGGUUAAUAGUCGUAAAAGAUGUUCCUAAUCUAUAAAUAGGAAUCGAAUGGAUGGUUACUUACUGUAAAUACGUAAUUUUAAGGCUAGUUACACUAGCUACUGAUAAAAGUAGGCGAACCCAAGGCUCUCACACUCUGGGGCUGUGGAAAUCAACCGAGUGAGAGACACUAUAGACAGUGUCUCUCACUCACACUUAACAUAACUUUUUUAUUUAACAAUUGUGUAGACACAAUUGUAGAUAAUAAAAAAGUUAUGUUUCGCCAAAGCAUGUAAAAUUUUUGAUCGGACAAGUCUACGAAAAGUUCUAUAGCUUGUCUUUUUGUGUAUAAAUCGAAAUAUUAGAAUUGCCAUUGCAAUGUAUAUAUAAAAAAUAUGUUAUGUACAGAUAAGGUCAUGUGAAAGAGUCGUAUUAAAAUACGACGAAUAUAAAUAUUCAAAUAAAAAAAAUACAAUACAGUUAUAAACCGGCUCAGUGAGAAUCGGACUAGCGCACGAAGGGUUCCGUACCAUUAUCUAUAAAAUGUAUCUAUAAAAACGGCAAAAACGUGUUUGUUGUAUGAGAGCCCCCAUAUAUUUUAUUUUAUUUUAUUCUAUUGUUUUGUAUUUGUUAUAUACACUACACAACAGGUAUUAAACGCGCACAUACCUUUUUAUUCCUGUUGUUUAGAUAUAAUUAUGCAACGCGAAAGUUUAAAAGUAAUUGUAUUUAUUCUUAUAGCGGCAAUAGAAAAACUACGAAAAUUUCAGCUGUCCAUCACGGUUCAUGAGAUAUACCUUGGUGACAGACAGACGAACAGCAGAAUCUUAGUUCUCCCUUUAACUGCACACAACCUGGCUUGUGAAGUUUACAAGACAUUUAGUACAUAUUUUAGGUACUUCGAAAAUUAUGCAUUCAGAAACGUGCCCACUUAAAAAAAUAUGCACUUCCCAAAUUAUUGUACAGUCAACAGCACACCAACCUACCCAAAUUAAUUAAUUGCAAACUCGCUGCUAUUACCGCGCCAUAGAGGUUCAUGCAUCGUGACUUGAUGUGCUGUUCAUUGUACUGAGAAAAGAGAGUAUUGUCCAUUUGCGAACAGCCAGUUUUGCGAAUUUUAAAUUACGCGUCAUACCUGUUAAUUUAUCAUAAUUAAUAGAUAAGUCUUCUUAGUUCUUUUGAAGUAGUUCAUUUGAAAAAUAUAUUUUAUUUGCAUUACACAUUGUGGUCAAUUUUAAAAUGUAAUUUGUAACUUACUGAUCAUUUCAUUCUAAUUAGGGUAUGAUUGGUCAAGUCUGAAAUCUGUUUUGAUUCGUCAAGCGAAUUUUUUCAAUAUACUUUUUUUUUUCAAUUCCGUCAAAUAAUAAAAAAGUUAUGUUUCGCCAAAGCAUGUAUUUUGAUUGGACAUGUCUACGAAAAGUUCUAUGGCUUGUCUUUUUGUGUAUAAAUCGAAAUAUUAAAAUUAGGUAUUCGAUUUUUUUUUGUCUGUAUGUUAUUUAUUUAUUUCACGUAUUGUUGUAUCAUGCAUAAUAAGUAUGUAUACCAAAACAAAACAAAAUUAAAUACAUGUUCUGAAAAUUUA
This is a messenger RNA of Plodia interpunctella (Indianmeal moth), 3902 nucleotides long. RefSeq names its product membrane-bound alkaline phosphatase-like. Gene Ontology annotation, molecular function: alkaline phosphatase activity. The record is from RefSeq and is a predicted model, not a curated record. Gene Ontology annotation, biological process: dephosphorylation. The transcript has 9 exons. The coding region runs from base 68 to 1723 and encodes 551 amino acids. NCBI's taxonomy places the organism in Eukaryota, Metazoa, Arthropoda, Insecta, Lepidoptera, Pyralidae.